AUGAGAGAGAAAAACACAAAAAUGUGGGCAUUGAGAUAUUUAUCUGCGGUCAUUCUCAUCCUCACACCAUUUCCAAUUGUUAAUGGCGGUGAUUGUGGAGCCAAAUUCCAAAAUAAAUGUUCCUGUGGCCUAGGCGAAUAUAUUGAUCGUAUGCAAUAUAUUGUAAAUUGCACAAAUACGGGCUUUCGGGAUACAACAAUGCUUCAAGCAUUACCAAAACAGACAGAGGUGCUAAUAUGGACAGGAAAUUAUGUUCCCGAAUUGCCAUGGAAUGUUUUUGGCGCCAUAAAUAACUUAGAUAAUUUGACAAUUAUAGACAUGAGCAAUAAUCAUAUACGUGAGAUUCGUGGAAAAAGUUAUCAUCACGUCUCGAAUGUUAAGCGUCUCAUACUCAAUCAUAAUAAUUUGAGUAUCUCGAGAGACGAUGACGAGUUCAAUCAUCAUCAUCCGAGGGUGUUUUCAAACUUUAUAAAUCUCAUGGAACUGCAUCUAACGAAUGCAUUCUCCGACAAUUCAACCGAGGAACUUUCCGAGGACUUACAUGACAUAUUCGUAAAUAGUAAUUUAACAAAAUUAACGAAACUUCAUCUCGAGCAGAAUGAGAUCAAAAAGUUUAAGGACAAGCGUGUGUUUUGUGAUCUACCGAGUAUAAGGGACCUUCAUCUAGGCGAUAAUCUACUUGAGGAGAUAAAUUUUGACAUCCUUUGUCUAAGUCACAUGAGAUUUCUCGAUCUCGAACGUAAUAAAUUCACACAAAUGCGAAAGGCUGAUUUGUACAUGCUCGACAUGUUAGGCAAUAUUCCUAAGCGUGAUACGGACUUAAUUGUCGAUCUAACAUAUAAUCAACUCGCAUGCGAUUGUACAGUAAACAACAUACAGGAAUGGCUGACAAAAACAAAAGUCAAGAUACGUAAUCUCGAUAAUUUAUUUUGCUAUAAGCAGGGUCACAAAUAUCAGCCAUUAUUAUCAGUCAAGUACAAUAAAUGUCAUGUACAAAGUCGAGAUACGACUAUAGCUAAAGGUCACACAAUAGCCCUCGUCUUUCUAUCUGUAGUUAUUUUAACAAUUUUGCUAACGUUAGUUAUUACGGCCAUCUAUAUAAAUCGUAACCGUAUUAAGAAGAUUGUGAAUCCCGUGAUGACAAAUGUCUCGAGGAAGGUCCACUACACAACAAUAAAGGACGAUGAUGCGCCGGAGCAGUACGUUUGAGUUUGUUGUUCUCUCCACAAUUAUUUCUCUUUUUUUUUAAAUUUUAAUUCCCC
Chironomus riparius is the source of this 1262-nucleotide messenger RNA. NCBI's taxonomy places the organism in Eukaryota, Metazoa, Arthropoda, Insecta, Diptera, Chironomidae. The record is from the annotation of a GenBank genome assembly.